AUGAGAGCGGCCUGCCGCUGCUGUCUCAUCGCCAUGGCCGCUCACGUCGUCCUAUCCCUCACUCCAGAACCCGGGACCGCCUCCAGCAGCAGCGCGGCGACCACGGCGACGCCCGCCGGCAGCCUGAGCGAGUCGCCGGCCGCCGCUGGCGCGCCGCAGCCCCCGGAGGCGGCGCAGCUGCAGAGCAGCGCCUCUCCCCAACCGCCGCCGCCGCCGCCCCCGCACGUCGCCCACGCGGCGCCCACGCCCGGUGCCGCUGGCAGUGGGCGGCGGCCGGGCCAGCACACGGUGGCGCCGCUGCUCCUGGCGCACAUCUUCGACACACACUCGCCCGCCAACAAGCACCACCACCACGACCACCGCUGGGGACCUCACUUCGAGGACGACGGCCUCAACGUCACCAACGUCACCGUCCAGGUCGGCGACACCGCCGUCCUCAACUGCAAGAUCAGCCUCUUGCAGGACAAAGUGGUGUCGUGGGUGUUCCGGCAGGACGGCUCUGAGGACAUGCAGCUGCUGACGGUGGGCCACGCGACGUACAGCGCCGACCAGCGCUACGUCGUCGACUUCCAGUACCCCAACAACUGGCGCCUGCUGGUGCAGCGCGCCGCCAUCCGCGACCAGGGCUUGUACGAGUGUCAGGUGUCGACGCACCCGCCGCGCGCCGCGCAGUCCUACCUCCUGGUCCAGACUCCGGAGGUUAUGAUAGUCGACGAGCAAGGCCAUCAAGUCCACGACAAGUUCUAUGAGGCGGAGAGCACGAUACAGCUGUCAUGUCUCGUGAGGCAUGUUUCCAUGACGUCAUCAGUCGUCACGUGGCUUCAUGGUGACCGCGUUCUAAACUACGACACGACAAGAGGCGGGAUAAGCGUGCGCACGGACCUGACCAGUGAAGGCGCCAACAGCUCGCUGUCUGUGGCUCGCGUCGACAAGGCGGACAGCGGCAACUACACCUGCUCCAUCUCCACCACCGAGUUCGCUACCGUCGCGGUGCACAUCCUCAACGGAGAAAGCCUAGCAGAGCUGCACCUGAGCCACUGUGUGCCGACACCGCCCGCCACCUCCGCCCCGCUGCUGCUGGUGGUAGUUCUGGCCACGCUGUUGGCAGCCCUGCGCGCCGCCAGGUGAGGCCACAACUGCUGGUCUUGUUGCGGACACAUAUCACCCGAGUGCCUCAGUCGCCAGCAGCUCUGCGGCCACCGACGACGUCUGCGUCGGACCCCACGAGAGUAGCUGACCACGGAGAACGCUGUGCAUGCAGUGGUGCGCGACCUCGCCAGGGGUCCAGCGGGCGACAUGUACUGUACCUCCAGCCGGCUGUACACUCCGCUUGGAAUCUGGUGCUACUCUCGAAACAGAGUCCCAUUUGACUUCCUUUCUGGAAGCAAUGCUGCGAAAGACACCAAACGAAAGUGUUCAGUUUGUGACUUCCUAUCAAUGACAGAAUUUAUUUAUUAUAUUUUAAGAGAAUCGCGUACUUCUAGAAGUGUAAAUGUGUUCGUCCAGGCGUUCAGACCCGUUUUCUAACGCCCAGAGAUUGGUAAAGGACACUGAAUUCUAAAAACUAUCGUUGUUCGUACGAGAAUGUGUUUUCAGUUCGGACUAAAACUUUAUUUCCCGUGUUGAUGAUUCGAGAUUGAUUUAUUGUGGUUGUCUUGGAGAUAUAAAAAUUUUAAUCCAGAAUAUUUUUUUCUGGUGAGCUUUCUAGAGAAGAAAUAUACUGUCUAAUAAUGGAUAAAAAACGAAAUAUAUAUAUAUAUACAGCGUUUUAAAGGUCUACAGGUUUUUACACAAGACCAAGUUCUCGAUAUUCUAAUUUCAUUCCAUGUAUUA
Schistocerca piceifrons (Central American locust) is the source of this 1833-nucleotide messenger RNA. RefSeq lists its product as uncharacterized. Lineage: Eukaryota; Metazoa; Arthropoda; Insecta; Orthoptera; Acrididae. The record is from RefSeq and is a predicted model, not a curated record. Bases 1 to 1128 code for a protein of 375 amino acids. The transcript has 6 exons. Gene Ontology annotation, cellular component: neuron projection membrane. Gene Ontology annotation, biological process: synapse organization.